This is a messenger RNA of Closterium sp. NIES-67, 4218 nucleotides long. Lineage: Eukaryota; Viridiplantae; Streptophyta; Zygnematophyceae; Desmidiales; Closteriaceae. The record is from the annotation of a GenBank genome assembly.
GGGAGCAGCAGUGGCAACCAGCAUUGCAAGCAUGACCGAGUCGUGACGAGAUCAGCCUGGCUUGUGCGCGCCAGGACUAGCCUAGUGCAUGCUUCACGGUGACGACAUAGCGGGUCGCAGAAAGAGGCUCGGAGUUCCUUCAGAAAAUACUUCACACUUGCUAAACGAACAGAGCGUUUCCGAUUCGGCAUUCGUGCGUAGAACGCUUAGUACUGAAAUCCGCCCCGACUCUCAAGCCUCCUGUAUGAUGGGACCGCUGUAGAGAACGCGCAGCGACUCGGCGCCCGCCGCUGACUUAAGCACAAUCGACAGCAGUGCCGUUCCCAAUGCGCAAGACCGCUCAAGGCCUCCUCCCUCCAUAGCCCCCACGUUUGCUGAGGUGGCGGCUGUUCCCACGGACGGCCGUGCGAAAGAUAAAGACAAAGAGAAAGUGAAAGAGAAAGAAAAUAAGAAAGUGAAAGAGAAAGAGACGAGCCGUGGCCGCAGGCGUGCAGAGGAGGAGUGCCAGAAACAACUGCCGUCGCGGACAGCACCAAGGAGGAUCCUCGGCGUCGAACGGGAAACAGCGGCAGGCGCGGUAUGGAUGCAGAAGGCGAGGCUGGGAAGCACCAGAGUGAGGCGUGGGAGGGAGGCAAGGGAGAGGAGGCGAGAGAGGAGGCGCGAGAGGAGGCGCGAGAGGAGGCGAUUGCAGGCACGGGAGUGCAGGAGACUGAACGAGAAGCUGGGGUGAUCACGACGGGUGAGGGAAAGAAUGGUGGAGCAGAUAGCUCCCCGCUGGACCUGGCCAAGGCUGGGGCAGACAGCAGCGUGGGGGCGUUGAAGGGGGCGGUGGCAGCAGCAGGUGCGGCAGCGGGCAAGGCGAGGCGGCAUGUGCGGUUUGAGGAGGGGGAGAAGGGCCUGCAUGGGCUGGCAGCGCUGAGGCUGCGGCCGCACAUGCCCCCCUGCACACAGCCUGCAGCAGAGGACGGGCCGGUGGGGGGCAGCCGGGGGGGAGGGGCAGAGGCAGGCGUGGGGUGGGGGGCUGUCAGGGCCAGCAACGCAGGCAGCAGCAGGAGCAGCAGCAGCAGCAGUGCUGGUGGUGGUGGUGCUGGUGGUGGUGGGCUGGAUGGGGGAGGGCUGCUUGGGCGACCUCCCCCGUUGGCGCGAGCCACAAGUGAGUGCUCGUGGGAGAUGCGGCGAGUGGCGUUGCUGGGGGCACAGCACGGCACUCCACGCGCAUCUGCGGCACACUCACACCUCAAGUUCUCAGACGCCCUGGACCAGCUCGAGAAGCAGCUGGGGAAAACCAGCGACGCACAGCAGCAGCAAGAGGAGGGCGAGCACGCGUACGGGGAGGAGGGCAGCGCCAGGGAUGCACAAGGAUGGCAGCAAUGCAGCUCCCAAGGCCCAACAGUAGAGGGGAAGGCGGCAGCGGCAGCAGUGGAAGGAGAGAUUGUCGGCGCAAAGGAGGAGGGGGAGGUGGUUGAAGGGGAAGGGGAGAAGGAGGAGGAGGUGGAGGAGGAGGAGGAGGAGGAGGAGGAGGAGGGGGUGGAAGAUGGCGGGUCGCGGGAUGUGCUGGCAGCCAUGCCGGUGAUGGGGGGGGAAGCAAGGGGUGCGAGUGGGGGAAGUGCAGAGAGCAGCGUGGGGGCGUUGAAGGGGGCGGUGGCAGCAGCAGGUGCAGCAGCGGGCAAGGCGAGGCGGCAUGUGCGGUUUGAGGAGGGGGAGAAGGGCCUGCAUGGGCUGGCAGCGCUGAGGCUGCGGCCGCACAUGCCCCCCUGCACACAGCCUGCAGCAGAGGACGGGCCGGUGGGGGGCAGCCGGGGGGGAGGGGCAGAGGUAGGCGUGGGGUGGGGGGCUGGCAGGGCCAGCAACGCAGGCAGCAGCAGCAGCAGCAGCAGCAGUGCUGGUGGUGGUGGUGCUGGUGGUGGUGGGCUGGAUGGGGGAGGGCUGCUUGGGCGACCUCCCCCGUUGGCGCGAGCCACAAGUGAGUGCUCGUGGGAGAUGCGGCGAGUGGCGUUGCUGGGGGCACAGCACGGCACUCCACGCGCAUCUGCGGCACACUCACACCUCAAGUUCUCAGACGCCCUGGACCAGCUCGAGAAGCAGCUGGGGAAAACCAGCGACGCACAGCAGCAGCAAGAGGAGGGCGAGCACGCGUACGGGGAGGAGGGCAGCGCCAGGGAUGCACAAGGAUGGCAGCAAUGCAGCUCCCAAGGCCCAACAGUAGAGGGGAAGGCGGCAGCGGCAGCAGUGGAAGGAGAGAUUGUCGGCGCAAAGGAGGAGGGGGAGCAGAGGACGGGCCGGGCCAGCAACGCAGGCAGCAGCAGCAGCAGCAGCAGCAGUGCUGGUGGUGGUGGUGCUGGUGGUGGUGGGCUGGAUGGGGGAGGGCUGCUUGGGCGACCUCCCCCGUUGGCGCGAGCCACAAGUGAGUGCUCGUGGGAGAUGCGGCGAGUGGCGUUGCUGGGGGCACAGCACGGCACUCCACGCGCAUCUGCGGCACACUCACACCUCAAGUUCUCAGACGCCCUGGACCAGCUCGAGAAGCAGCUGGGGAAAACCAGCGACGCACAGCAGCAGCAAGAGGAGGGCGAGCACGCGUACGGGGAGGAGGGCAGCGCCAGGGAUGCACAAGGAUGGCAGCAAUGCAGCUCCCAAGGCCCAACAGUAGAGGGGAAGGCGGCAGCGGCAGCAGUGGAAGGAGAGAUUGUCGGCGCAAAGGAGGAGGGGGAGCCUGCAGCAGAGGACGGGCCGGUGGGGGGCAGCUGGGGGGGAGGGGCAGAGGUAGGCGUGGGGUGGGGGGCUGGCAGGGCCAGCAACGCAGGCAGCAGCAGCAGCAGCAGCAGCAGUGCUGGUGGUGGUGGUGCUGGUGGUGGUGGGCUGGAUGGGGGAGGGCUGCUUGGGCGACCUCCCCCGUUGGCGCGAGCCACAAGUGAGUGCUCGUGGGAGAUGCGGCGAGUGGCGUUGCUGGGGGCACAGCACGGCACUCCACGCGCAUCUGCGGCACACUCACACCUCAAGUUCUCAGACGCCCUGGACCAGCUCGAGAAGCAGCUGGGGAAAACCAGCGACGCACAGCAGCAGCAAGAGGAGGGCGAGCACGCGUACGGGGAGGAGGGCAGCGCCAGGGAUGCACAAGGAUGGCAGCAAUGCAGCUCCCAAGGCCCAACAGUAGAGGGGAAAGCAGCAGCGGCAACAGUGGAAGGAGAGAUUGUCGGCGCAAAGGAGGAGGGGGAUGUGGUUGAAGGGGAAGGGGAGAAGGAGGAGGAGGUGGAGGAGGAGGAGGAGAAGGAGGGGGUGGAAGAUGGCGGGUCGCGGGAUGUGCUGGCAGCCAUGCCGGUGAUGGGGGGGGGAGCAAGGGGUGCGAGUGGGGGAAGUGCAGAGAGCAGCGUGGGGGCGUUGAAGGGGGCGGUGGCAGCAGCAGGUGCGGCAGCGGGCAAGGCGAGGCGGCAUGUGCGGUUUGAGGAGGGGGAGAAGAGCCUGCAUGGGCUGGCAGCGCUGAGGCUGCGGCUGCACAUGGCCCCCUGCACACAGCCUGCCGCAGAGGACGGGCCUGUGGGGGGCAGCUGGGGGGGAGGGGCAGAGGCAGGCGUGGGGUGGGGGGCUGGCAGGGCCAGCAACGCAGGCAGCAGCAGGAGCAGCAGCAGCAGCAGUGCUGGUGGUGGUGCUGCUGGUGGUGGUGGGCUGGAUGGGGGAGGGCUGCUUGGGCGACCUCCCCCGUUGGCGCGAGCCACGAGUGAGUGCUCGUGGGAGAUGCGGCGAGUGGCGUUGCUGGGGGCACAGCACGGCACUCCGCGCGCAUCUGCGGCACACUCACACCUCAAGUUCUCAGACGCCCUGGACCAGCUCGAGCAGCAGCUGGGGAAAACCAGCGACGCAGAGAAUGUGGUUGCUGAAGAUUUUGAUGAGCAGUGUGCUUCUGGUGACUGAUUCAAAUGCACGAAGGGUGGAUUCCUAGGUUUCGUGUACACGCAUUACUCUUGCGACGAACAGAGCCGAACCGCAUCGACAUCCACUUUUUGUGGUGGAGAACUGCAUGACUGACGCAUGGUCUAGGAAUUUGCCCUAAUCCAAAUUUAUUCUGAAUGUUGUUCCAUGGUAAUUAUUUUGUGAAUAUUCUUGAUGUACCACGAGUAUGUUAGAGCGUGUUCCUACGAGCCUCUUCCCAGGCAACCUCUUCCCAGACUCACGCGGGACCUUGAGAGCGUGUUCCCAGGAUCACUUUUUGGAAUACUCCCGUUU